Talaromyces proteolyticus is the source of this 1036-nucleotide messenger RNA. Its product is annotated as Rhodanese-like domain-containing protein. The transcript has 3 exons. Bases 63 to 971 code for a protein of 302 amino acids. Gene Ontology annotation, cellular component: mitochondrion. Gene Ontology annotation, biological process: transsulfuration. Lineage: Eukaryota; Fungi; Ascomycota; Eurotiomycetes; Eurotiales; Trichocomaceae. Gene Ontology annotation, molecular function: thiosulfate-cyanide sulfurtransferase activity. The record is from RefSeq and is a predicted model, not a curated record.
GUGUGAUAACUCAACAACCAUUAAUAAUUCUUAGGGUACACACAACCUUAAAUUAAUCGACCAUGUCUUUAACCUCACCAGACCAAAAUCCUUUCAACUAUAUUCUCGUGUCUCCUGCCGAGCUUCAUACCGCUUUGUCUGGGCCUCCUUCGUCUCGCCGCAUCGUGCCUGUUGCGGCUGGUCGGUUGAAUGCUCUAACUUCAUACCGUGACAGUCACAUCCCAAGCUCUGUUUUCUUUAAUAUGGACAAAGUCAGGGACACCACUUCGCCUUACCCUCAAAUGCUACCGACACCGAACCAUUUCGCCAGUUGCAUGUCCUUGCUUGGUAUUCAACCAGAUGAUAUUGUGGUUAUAUACGAUACACCAGAUAUCGGCCUUUACUUUUCUCCUCGGGUAGCAUGGAUGUUCAAUUACUUCGGCCACACAGACGUGCAUGUCCUGAAUAACUUUCCUCGUUACAUUGACCAAGGAUUUCCAGUCUCAAAAGGAGACUUAUCAACGAUUUCCAAUUCGCCGAACCCUUCUUCAAUCGGUAAUACUAAUUACAGUACUGCAAGCACCAUCAAUUUCGAAGAAUUACGCGAUUCACUAGCCACCAAUAAGGACCAGCAGAAAUUCCAGAUUCUUGAUGCUCGUAUUCCUAGACUGUUUUUCGGCACUGGGAUAGAUUCCAACACUUCAAGGCCAUUGGGUCAUAUGCCGGGGGCUAUUAAUAUCCCACUUGCUUCAAUACUGACCUCGGAUAAGGCCAUUCUUCCUACCGUACAGCUGAAUCAAGUUUUUGAAGAGGCUGGUGUGAAAGAAGACUUGCCGGUUGUCUUGACAUGUAACUCGGGCGUUACCGCUGCUGCGCUGGGAUUGGCGCUGCAGAUUUGUGGAUAUAAUAUGGAUAAAAGGCUGUAUGAUGGAAGCUGGUCGGAAUGGGCAGAUCGAGCAACAACGGACGGGUUGAUUGUUCACGGUUCAUAGUAGAAGAGAGUUGAUCAUAGACUUAUUUCCCAUAAAUUAGAAUACCGAUGAAAAGGGUUGGCAGA